This is a messenger RNA of Glycine soja, 1611 nucleotides long. RefSeq names its product protein OCTOPUS-like. The record is from RefSeq and is a predicted model, not a curated record. The coding region runs from base 1 to 1611 and encodes 536 amino acids. The transcript has a single exon. Lineage: Eukaryota; Viridiplantae; Streptophyta; Magnoliopsida; Fabales; Fabaceae.
AUGACUUCCAAAACGGACGGUUUCACUACCUGUCACCGUCACCCUUCCACACCCGUAACCGGUUUCUGUGCCUCCUGUCUCCGCGAACGUCUCGCCGGCAUCGAUUCCUCCUCCGCCGACUCGCCGGAACUCCGCCGCACCAAGUCCUUCUCCGGCCGCACCGCCGACGCUCCAUCCUCCUCCGCCGCCCCGGAGCCCCGCCGCAGGUCCUGCGAGGUCGGACUGCCGCCGCUGGGCGGCUUGCUGUCUGACCCCUUCAACGUUGCCGACAAGAACAAGAAGCCUCCGAAUCGGACAGCUGAGAUCUGUUCCGGCCCCGCCGGCGUCGGAACCGGAGAGAACGAGGGCGGCAACGCGGUUAGAGUUUCUGGCGAUGACGACGGAGAGGGGAAGACGAUGAAGGAGUUCAUAGAUCUCGAAUUGCGGGACAAAAAGAACACAGGGAGAGAUUUCAGAGACAUCGCUGCGAGUUUUCGAGAUGCGGCUUCCGUUUUCAGCAAGGGAUUGAUGAAAUGGCGACGGAAAGAGAAUCCGAAGAGAAACCGCAACAACGACGGCGCCAGUGCCGGCGUUGGUUCGGUCGAAAAGCUAGGGUUGAGGACAUUGCAUGAGACGCAAUCGGAGGUCGGAGAAUACGGUUUCGCGUUAGGUAGAAGAUCGUGCGACACUGAUCUGAGGUUAUCCGUGGACGAUUCGCGGUUUUCGUUCGAAGCUCCUCGAGCUUCUUGGGACGGUUAUUUGAUAGGGAAAGCGUUCCCUAGGGUUUCCCCAAUGGUUUGUGUUGGUGAUAGGGUUUUGCUUGAAGAAGAGGGAGAAGAGAGUUUGGAGAAUGGUGAAGAGUGUUGUCCUGGUGGUUCAGCUCAGACUAAGCAUUACUAUUCAGAUUGGCAUUGGAGGAGAAGGAGUUUCGAUAGGUCGAAUUCGCGUAAGAAGCCGUUAAUGGGGGAUGUUGAUGAAUUGAGAGUGAUAUCUAAUGCUAAGGUUUCCCCUGCCUCCACUGAGUUGUUCUAUGGGGCAAAGGUAUUGAUAACUGAGAAUGAUUUGAGGGAUGCGAAUUUGAAAACGUCCAAUAGUGUUCUAUCUGAUAGUGUAAUGGAGUCUGCUUCUAAGGAUGAUGCUUGUGAUGCUGCAUAUGGGGAUGGCCAAAAGGGAUUGAACAGGUUUCACAAGUGGGGUAAGUGGUGGUGUAAAUUAGGGAUAGUGCAGAGGAGAAGAGAAGAUAGGUUGGGAGAAGGAGAGUAUGCUGGUGGUGGUGAUAUGGUUAAUAAGCCAAUUGCAGAGUCUUGGCAGAAGCUAAGGAGGGUGGUUAAUGGACAAGCAAGCGAGUCGGUUUGUGAGAAGCUUAUUCGUAGCCAUAGUGUUUGUUGUAGAGAUCCUUGUAGAACGGUGGGUUUAGCCAAUGGCUUUGUGGGUUCUGAGACUAAAGGCCAUGUUUUCAAUGGAAGGCAGAAGUUUAUGCUUCAGAGGAACCGGAGUGUUAGGUAUUCACCAAGUAAUGCUGACAAUGGCUUGUUAAGGUUCUAUUUGACACCCUUGAAAAGCUAUAGGAGAAGCAGGUCUGGAAAGACUAGCUUAAAGAGUUCAAAUCCAACAGCCAGAAGUUUCUUUUGA